Messenger RNA from Closterium sp. NIES-67, 1639 nucleotides. The record is from the annotation of a GenBank genome assembly. NCBI's taxonomy places the organism in Eukaryota, Viridiplantae, Streptophyta, Zygnematophyceae, Desmidiales, Closteriaceae.
AAAAUUAUCCAAACCAAUUCAGCUCCGUCAAAUCCGGUUGCAAGCGAACAAGCCUUUCGUCCCAAUUCCUCCAGCAAACCCCGCCAACCGUUCCCCUUCAUAUUUGAGCCUCACCUCCACGUUCGUUAGUGCUCAUCCAUCGACUAGGGUUUCUUACUCAACAGCUGUUUUUCGCUCCUUCAAUCUCCUCCAGCAUCCAUGGAAGACUUCGCCACUGCCUCCGCCGCUGCCAACUCCAACGCCGCCAUUCUUCAAAGGCUGCUUCUGGCCCAGCAGCAGCAGCAGCAGCAGCAGCAGCAAGCACUGCAAACCGCGGCCAGCCCGAAUACCACAGUCGCUGCUAACGCGCUACUUCUCGAGCAAAUCCGCCGCUCGCAAUUAGUCGCCGCUGCCGCAGGCGUUCUUGGAUCAGGAAACGUGCAAGCAGGUUCGGGUUCAUGUUCAGGGUCGGGUUCGGCUCUCUGGGAGCAGCAGCAGCGCCAGAUGCUUCUUCUUCUCCUGCAGCAGCAGAGGCAGCAGAACAUCCAGCAGUACAUGCAAGCUAUCGCGCUUGCUAACCUCAACAGCAAGGUGGCCGCCCACGCAACCCUCGAUGCUGCCGCGCUCCGCGUGCACCAGCAGCAGCAGCAAUUGCAAGCGCUCAACGCUCUUCUCGCUAACGCCAACUCCGCGACCGCCGCCUCCGCCAGUUCCGACUUCCGCCUACCGGCGCACAACCUCGCGCCCGUCUCCGCGCACAAACGCGGGAAUUCCAUCGACGGCGGAAGCUCACCGUUGCGGAACUCGCCCCGCGCCGUGCACGAGUUCAGCGCGUCGUGGCCCGCGUCGGAGUGCGACUCUCCGUCUUCCCCCAUGGCUUCCGCCUUCGCCGAUUCCGCCGACUCGUUCGAGCCACUGCCUUCAGAAGAAGAGUUCGAGAUGCACCUGAUGACCGUGCAGACCUCUUAUUUCUCCCAGGAGUAGAACUCACGGUUCGCCGCCGCUUGUGCCUCCGUGCGCGGAGGCCUCCCCUCGAGCGUUUCUGCUCCCCUCGUGGUGUUGUAUUGUACGUCUCUCUGCUGUGGGAAUUUCGUCGGACGCGCGUCGAGGCUGCUUGCUCAGCCGACCCGGGAUUGCAAUAAGGACGCGGUGUUUCGCCGCCUCCAGAUGAUUAGUCACGUUAAUAACUGGCGCGCCCUCUUGAGCGACAAAGUGCCCCGUGUGGCGCCGAUCGGCUCUUCGUUUCUCUCCGUAAUCCUCCACGGGCCACUGCCGCUGCUGCUGCCGCCGCUGCUGUGCGGCCUGAUGUCAGUCCGCAUCGCGCCAAGAACUCGCGAGCUUAUACGUACUCCUCUGACCAAUAAAUGCCCAGAAGGGCUACCCGCAGGUCACCAGCGGUUGUACGAUUCUUGUACGAUCUUUGUACGACUUCAGUACAAUUGUCGGGCCUGUACUGUCUUCAGGCACAACCUCCAUGAAGUGCGAACGACUCGUUAGCACUUGUCGUUCUCCUCUUACUCUGGCCGGGGCGCGGAUAUGUGCUGUAGCCGCCAUUGGACCUGCCUCUAUUGUACGGUACUCUCAUCUGUUGUUUUGUGGAUUAGGUGGUCUUUCCUUCCCCUGUGUGUACCUUCUAUGGUGAUAAUAUGCUCAAUUCAGU